Messenger RNA from Actinia tenebrosa (Australian red waratah sea anemone), 2414 nucleotides. RefSeq names its product F-box only protein 21. Gene Ontology annotation, molecular function: protein binding; DNA binding. Lineage: Eukaryota; Metazoa; Cnidaria; Anthozoa; Actiniaria; Actiniidae. The record is from RefSeq and is a predicted model, not a curated record.
CACAAGAUGGCGAACAUGCAGACAAGAGAAGAGAGCAAAGAGCCAUCGCUUCUUGUUCUGGCAGACGAACUUAUCGAUAUAAUCCUUUCAUACAGGUUUUUAGAUUACAGAGAUUUGUGUCGUUUUGCUCAAGUUUGCAUUAGAUUUAACCAUCUUGCCUGUUGUUCGGAGAUUUGGAAGAAGAAAGCUUUGACUCGAUGGAAGAGGUGGAGAAGACCAACAGACAGUCACUGGAAAGAAGUCUUCAAAAAGCGUUUCAAAACUGAGACAAAAAUUAAAGAAGUCCUUGAAAAACUAGGCAGGGAAUUUGGACCCAGUUCAGAUGUGUCAGAAAGACAGUACGAAGAGCUGGUCCAUCUGGAAAAUGACRAUAAUUAUGCAGGUUUCCUGGCUUGCUCUCUAGAGGAGUAUGUCUUUGGAGAUCCAAGGUUGACAAAUCUGACGCACAAGCAUUAUGCAGAAAAACUCUACAUCUAUCUCCGGAGGAAUUUCCUGAAGAAAGAAUGGCAGAACCUCAUGAGUAAACCGAUUGAGGAACAGCAUCUAGAAGAUGGUGCAUUGAUAAUAGCAAAAUGGAUGGAGCACAAAAUAGAUGACAGCAUGACUGAUUACAUGAAGUCCAGUUUAGAUGGUUUGGCAGAGAGAGUGAGAAGGAUUGUUGGAGAGGAAGCAGAGCCCUUGGAUUUCAAUCAACAGRAACAUCCUUAUUACAUCACAGACCCUAACAGGUGUUCAGAGAUCAUCAAUGGGAUUAGGAAGAUCAUCUUUGAGGAGGAUAACUUUUGUGGUAAUAUGCAGGACUAUUAUAACGUGAAAAACUCUUUCAUUACUGAGGUUCUGAAAACCAAGCAAGGCAUACCAAUAAGUUUGGCGGUGGUGUUCAUAGCUGUUGCCAGAAGGCUGAGGGUGAAGGUUGAACCAGUCAAUGCACCACGUCAUUUCCUAAUUCGUUGGUGUUCCAACCCUGACUCUAGAACAAACCGCUACACAUACAUUGAUUGUUUCGAUGGAGGGAAAAUCUACAGUGAAGAGCAGGGUAUGCAACAAUUUUUGUCAGGAUUGUUGUACCCGUUUGAGACAUCAGAAGAUGCACUAGCCUUAGCAUCACCAAAAGAUAUAUUUAUCAGAAUGGCUACAAACAUAUUAAACAUAUAUCAAAGUGCAAGCAGAGUAGACAGUGGGUUACAAUAUCUUUGCGACGCCUUGAAAUUACUUAUCCUCAUCAAGCCUGAUGACAGACGGAAUGCUGUCAUGCUGGCACGCAUCCAUUUACACCUGGGAAUCAAUUUAGAUCAGUGCAUUGAAAUCCUUGAAGGACAGAGUUUGCUUGACAGAGCAGCAAUUAGGAGUUUGGAAAGUGCUCGAGAACAAAUAGAACGUCAGGAAAGGCUUCGCAAUCAACCAGUUGUCCCGAAAUUGAGAUCUGAUCCCAAAAAUAAAGAAGUUGCUUUCAAAGUUGGAAUGGUCAUGCGACACAGAAGAAAAUCUAGAGGAAGAGCCCAACCAAGCAUUCAACCCUCAUGGAAAUUUAGGAAGAUACUUUGAGCAUUGGACAGGAACGAAAUAUUUACCAAAUUACUACCUUAGGCAAGAAUAUCCCGAAGAUGUUGACACAGAUGAAUAACUGGUCAACCAGAUACAAGUAACUACAGUUUGUUGUGAACACCAAGUAUAUACAAUCCUUACUAGCUAAGUAUGAGAGUUUAAAAUGUUGUAUAGAUAGAUUCUUAGUGUUUGGAUGGGGUUGUCCCAUUACAGUAAAUUGUUUUUCGUUUUUAUUUAAGGUAAGUUAAUCUAAGURGAACUGGGAUGGGAGGGUACUAUAAAGUCUGAUUUCAAAGAUUAGGAAUGUAAAUAACUUGUUAAGUAACUCUGAAAUCCUUGCAUUUCCUGACUGAGCUAGACUAUCAUAAGCUGUCAGGUUGGUUCUUAAACAAGGAACCAGCAAUCAAGCUUGUUCCACUUUACAGUACUUCUGAACAGCAUGCCAGGAAUCGUUGUCAUGAUGAUAAGUAGGGUUUUUUUGGAUGUGUGCCAUUGAAAACUUUAAUUUGUGUUUUUCGGACAAUACUAUGGAAAAACUUUGCACGAUUGUUUAAAUUUAUGAUGUCCACCAAAACCCUGUUUUGUCAUCAAAAGAGAAGGUUCGUAAGCUCAAGCAAGGAUAUAUUUGUAUUAUUUCUUCAUGUAAAUAGAAUCAAAAUCACCAAAUAAUAACUAACUGCUAACUAAAUGCUAACAUAAUAUAAAUUUAUAAAUACACUACUGACACUUUAAGAAACAUAAAGAUCUGAAAAAUAAAUAACACAUUUGUGACUGGAAAUAAAACAGUCUUUGGUAACAAAUAAAAAUAGACAAUGUGGUUUUAUCCACGAUUCAAGAUCAUUUUCAAAUAAGAAAUUUUCUGUUAAUGU